Molecule: messenger RNA, 1365 nt
Organism: Asterias rubens (European starfish)
Lineage: Eukaryota; Metazoa; Echinodermata; Asteroidea; Forcipulatida; Asteriidae
Product: synapse-associated protein 1-like
Exons: 9
Coding region: 137-1267 (376 amino acids)
Cellular component (GO): synapse; cytoplasm
Source: RefSeq, a predicted model, not a curated record
AUUAAAUUCGACGAUGACUGCUGAAUGAAUGAAUGAAAGACGUGACGAUUGCCAAAAUUGUGAAUCAUUUUGUGAAUUUCCUGGCCCAACAUUUGUUCUGGAAUCAAGUUCAUGAUCACAGCCGACAGUUGGGGCUAUGGAGAUGUUGAACAGUUGGUGGGGAGGGGGUAAAACGGAGGAGAAAACACCCGAAGAAUCGGGAAAAAGUGUUGGCGAUGAUGUUGCGAACAAAAGUGAUGGAGCAGCAGCAGCUGACGAAGAAAAAGUGAAGGAGGGCACCCCGUCGGGUUCCGCGACAGAAACUACAGAGGAACCUGAAACACCUUCGGUAAAACCAGAGGUUCAAAUCACAGCAGAAGCAGCUCUUAGUUCAGCCAAGGAAUGGGGAAGUUACUUGUACAACUUUGCAAAAGAAGGGACCAAAAAGGUGACGGAGACAGCUGCUAAAACAGCCACAAUUAUUCAGAAAACAGUGGAGGAAAAGACCAUCGUUGGCGACUUCAAGAAGGAGCAAGACAAGUUUGUGAAAGAGAAGCAUUCCAAGAGAGCUGAGGCAGCAGUACCGCCUUGGGUCGGUUACAAUGAAGAGGACCAGAUGAAAGAACAAAUCAUGGCAUUGUCUCAGGACAAGAGGAAUUUUCUAAGAAACCCACCCGCCGGGGUGCAGUUCCAGUUUGAUUUUGCAAGUUCGUUUCCUGUCGCCCUGGCAACCCUUCAAGAAGAUACAAAUUUGAAGAAGAUGAGAUUUGACCUUGUGCCGAAAGCAAUUAUCGAAGAGAAUUUCUGGAGGAAUUAUUUCUACCGAGUUUCUCUGAUCAAACAAUCGUCACAGUUGACGUCACUAGCCGCUUCUUCAGGCAAUUCAAGCGAUACUGGUUCAACAUCAAGUAACAAGACGGACGACUCACCCUCGGAGAGUAUCAAAGAUAAAUCCAAACCCGUAGAUAUAUCAGUUGAACCGUCGUCGCCGUCAUCCCCCCAUGACGAUGAUGUACCAUCCAGUCCCCCUGGGGCUGAGUUCGCCAGCGACGCUUUCGUCUCAGAGAUCGACCAAGCUGAGAUCCAGAAGGGGUUCAAGCAGCUUGGCAUGGGAACCAAGGAGGAGCAAAGUAAAGUUGAAGAGGAGGUGCCUGAAUGGGAGAAGGAGCUGCAACAAGAACUACAAGAAUAUGAAGUUGUGGAGGAAGAGGACACAGUCGACAACGAGGAAUGGGAACGAGAGAUUGAUCAGAUGUUGGAAGACGAAGGCACGCCAGAGACAAAAUAAUUCAUCCAGAGUCAGUCUACCAAAUAUUCAAUAAUUUAUCGUCACGUCACUAUGAACAAGGCCCGAUUUCAUAGAGCUGCUUAAGCACACAAAAAUGC